Macrobrachium nipponense is the source of this 3387-nucleotide messenger RNA. RefSeq lists its product as uncharacterized. Bases 548 to 1297 code for a protein of 249 amino acids. The record is from RefSeq and is a predicted model, not a curated record. The transcript is spliced from 6 exons. Gene Ontology annotation, molecular function: hormone activity. Gene Ontology annotation, cellular component: extracellular region. Lineage: Eukaryota; Metazoa; Arthropoda; Malacostraca; Decapoda; Palaemonidae.
CUGGUUAGUGCACUGCCAUCUGGGUGAGGGCACAGAACUGUCUUCCGACUGUUCGCCUCCUCAACCUGUUGCUGCUUGAGCACUCCUCGCUUCCUCUUUUUAUUAUCGUUCGUCCGUUCAGUGAACAGGAUUAAUUAAAGGAAAUUAAAAGGAAGAACAGUUUCAGAGAAAAAGAAGUUGAAACACAGGAUCAUUUGGAGGCAGUCUAAAUAAAUUAAGUUCUUUUUCAGUUUAUAAGUGAAAAAUCAUCGCCUAAACACAGUGCAUUUGAAAGUUGGAAAAUUUUGGUCUCUUUUAAGUAAUUGAUUUAUAAGAACUGUUGUUGGAUAUUUGGCCUUCAGUGCACAAGAUGAAAGUGUCCUAAGGUGAGGCUUCCGUUUCGGGUUUCAUGUCAUUCUUUUUUAAUUUUGGAGAGUGAGGCCGCCCGCAGUGAUACUCUCGAGUUUUCCAAAGAUUUCAUCGGAUUGGAUCGCCGUUCUGAUCCAAAGAGGUGGCGACCACCCGCCUGUGAGACAACCGACAAGCAGGACCUAUUCAACUCUAAGUGAUGGUGUUUCUGCGCGCUGCUGCGUUGGCAUGGUUGGGCGUCCUGCCGGUGGUGUGGUGCCUACCUCUCGAGGGCGUACGCAGUGCCCCACAUCAACAGCAACCCACACUCUUAGAGGACCUCUCCCUUAAUAACCUCCCAUCGCAGGGCUUUACCCAAGACGACUAUCAACAGCUUCUGACGCGGCAGCCUGACUCGGCAGCAGCUGCACUCAACAGUUACGAUGCAAGCGAAACUUUGCCCUACAUGUACCGAUUACAGGAAGGAAUAGCAGGUGCUGGCCUACCCGCCACCGGGUUAGAUGGUGACGUCACACGUCUUGAAAACCCCGACUGGAUGGCCGUCGACCCCCGCUCAUACCUCUUGGCUCAGUUCCUGGAACACCCCGCUGAAGAGGCUACUGGCAGCGAAAGCAACAGUAUGAUCCCCAUCAGGAAGAUUAGGAAUAGUUCAAACACCAGCAGCAUUACCAACAGCAACUUCGAAAACGCCAACAGCCAGGCAAAGAGAGCCUGGCCUCAUGGUUUCUCCCGACGAAGGUCCUCUGGGCUGUCCCUAUCCAUCGACGCCUCUAUGAAGGUCCUCCGGGAAGCCCUCUACCUGGAGAUGGCGCGAAAGAAGCAGCGCCAACAAAUGCAGAGAGCAAGGCACAACCAGGAGCUCCUAACCUCCAUCGGCAAACGGGACGUUCAACAGCAGCUCCGAGGCGACGGCCCUGGUCAGGAUCAUCUCCCCGGGGAUAGGAUCUAAAUUGAAGCAACAACUACUCCUCCGCUCAGUUCAUCCGCGUUGAUGCCUUAGACCCCCCAGACCACCCCCUACAGCCCGGUCUUCUUUAGGACACGUCGGUGGUGGUGCGGGGGGCGGUGGCCCCAGAUGUGUAUUGCUCCCCCCUCCCCCCUCUUCGACAGCUAAAACUGUUCCUCUCAAAUGGCGGAUUUGCUACUCUCGAAGCUGUGGAACUCCUCCUCCUCCUCCUCUUCAUUAUCAUGAGCCUCCCUCCUCUUUUCUCCUCCUCCUCCUCCUCCACCUCCUCCUCCUCCUCCUCUUCUUCUUCCUCCUCCUCCUCCUCCUCUUCUCCAUCCCUUCUCCAAUAGCCUGGCUCUGCUCUCCUCAUGGCAGUUUUAUCCACUUGACAGAUGACAGUACACAAGUAGCCAGAUAGAAAGAUCAGAGUAGCCAGUAGAAAGGCAAAGCAGGUGCAAAUGGAAAGCAUCUUCGAGUAGUGUCUGUCUCUGUGUGUUUCUGGCGAUGCGUCCUCUCUCUCUUGAUACCUGGUUCAGUAUUACCUUGUUUUACCCUUAAGUAUUGGAACGCAGUGUCUCGGUGCGCUCAUGACGUCAUUGCACGACCUCAAAUGUUAGUUGAGUAAACUAAAUAUUCUUCUCAGAUGGCAUCCACAGAAAUACGAGCCGACCUUUCAUCAAGGCAUUAUUUGCAGUGGUCCAAGUUUCAUUUUGUUGCCGAUUCGUUUUGUGUGUAACGAACCCCAUUGGAAAUGACCCUUCAUCUUCUAUAUUUACUUCCGCCACGCGCAAUUAGGCAGCGAUUUUUCGUUCGUUAAUGCUAAGCGUUCGUUUCCCUUUCAUUACUAGGUCGGUUGUUACUGAGUGAUGAUGCCAUCCGAAGAGCGUCGGUAGUUUACUUCGGUGUUUGGAAUCCCGCAGUGACGUCAUGCGGACUUUUGCUGAAGAACCGGGACGCUGCCUUUCAUUUUCACCGCUACCUCUGUUGAGAAGCUCUGUAGUCGAUAUUUAUUUAUGGCAUUUAUCAAAUCUAUAUUUUUGUAAGUUACUUUGUAAAGCAGCCUUACGGGCUUUUCGAGAGGACGGAAAGAGGGAAAGGAGACAGAGAGAGAGAGAGAGAGCGAGAGAGAGAGAGAGAGAGAGAGAGAGCGAGACAGAGAAACAGAGGAAGAGGGAGAUAUAUGAUACAGUGGAAAACAAAAGGGGAGGGAUAACUUACCAUAAAGACUGCUACAUUAGGCAUAACUCAAUAUAUGAUAUAUCUAUAAAUAUGACAGAAGAAUAUGAUUCCAGUAUAGAAGAUAAAGUCUGCCAUGACAUAUAAAAUAUAUCUGUGUAAAUACAUGCCAUAUUCCCUAUAAAUAUGAUAUGAUUCAUAGAUAUCAUAUAUCGAUAUUAUCAUUAUUAUGUAGAAUAAUCCUGCCCAGAUGACAAAUAUACUUAUAAAGGAAGUAUAUUUGAUAAAUGUACUGAUAUGAUAUAUAUUGUAUAAUUGAUUGAUUUGAUGAUUAUUUGAUGCGUAUUGUUAUCAUCUGGAGGCCAGUUGGGAAAUUCAUGUACAAAAAAAUCAAAUAAAAAAUAAAAAGGUGAUUUCAGUUUUUGGGAUCAAUUGGCGGUAGCCAGUCGCUUGACAGGAAAUUAGACUUUUGGAUUCAUUUUUGAGGUUAAUAUUGUACGAGUAAUUGGCUCUUAAUUUCCAUAUAAAUUGACGUUCACCAGACAAAUCCUCAUUUUUGUUUCUUUCUGUGUGUGUCAUUUAUAGCAAAGUUCAAGUCUUCUUUUCUGCAAUGGGUUUGAUGCAGAUUCCCGUAGGCACUUCAUUUCAUCUCGGUUCUUUCUCAUUUUCAGUUGUUCAGGUCUUUUCAUCUUUUCAAAAUAUUUAUUUCCUCACUCAGACUUUCGUAAAAUCAUUCUUAUGAAGUGAUGUGAUGUUUGAAUAUGUAGGCUCUAAAAAUACAUUUAUAUCGUUAGCGUUAACAUGUAUUUAUAUUGAUUAAAAAAUGAUUUAUUUGUUUACGAUAUUUUAUGUAAUAUAUUUCAAGACUGUUCUUUAUUGUAACGAGAAAAAGUGUAUUAAAGUCCAUGAUUAUAGUU